Clarias gariepinus (North African catfish) is the source of this 4953-nucleotide messenger RNA. It is a transcript of the gene grik2, whose product is annotated as glutamate receptor, ionotropic, kainate 2. The transcript has 16 exons. Gene Ontology annotation, cellular component: plasma membrane; kainate selective glutamate receptor complex; presynaptic membrane. Gene Ontology annotation, biological process: modulation of chemical synaptic transmission; synaptic transmission, glutamatergic; monoatomic ion transport. The record is from RefSeq and is a predicted model, not a curated record. Gene Ontology annotation, molecular function: kainate selective glutamate receptor activity; transmitter-gated monoatomic ion channel activity involved in regulation of postsynaptic membrane potential. The coding region runs from base 13 to 2625 and encodes 870 amino acids. NCBI's taxonomy places the organism in Eukaryota, Metazoa, Chordata, Actinopteri, Siluriformes, Clariidae.
AUUGCAGGCAUCAUGAAGAUUACCUCGCUGCUGAUAACUCACGCGAGGUUCAGGCGAUCCGUCAAGAUCCUUCUGCUGCUCCUGUUAGGUGUGGGAUACUCCCGCGGGAUGCCACACGUCUUACGAUUCGGAGGAAUAUUUGAAUCCAUUGAAACUGGGCCAUCUGGUGCUGAGGAACUAGCCUUUAAAUUUGCUUUAAAUACAAUCAACAGAAACAGAACCCUACUGCCAAACACAACACUAACAUAUGACAUUCAAAGGAUAAACAUCCACGACAGUUUUGAGGCUUCCAGAAAAGCCUGUGAUCAACUCUCUCUGGGAGUGGCAGCCAUUUUUGGCCCCUCUCACAGUUCUUCAGCCAAUGCAGUCCAGUCCAUUUGCAACGCGCUGGGGGUGCCACAUAUCCAGACCAAAUGGAAGCACCAAGUGUCAGACAACCGUGACUCAUUCUACGUCAGCCUCUACCCUGACUUCUCCUCCCUCAGCAGGGCCAUCCUAGACCUGGUGCACUUUUUCAAAUGGAGGAUGGUCACUGUUGUGUAUGACGACAGUACAGGUCUUAUCCGGUUACAGGAGCUCAUUAAGGCACCUUCUCGUUACAAUAUCCGGUUAAAAAUCCGACAGCUGCCAGCUGAGACAAAAGACACCAAGCCACUUCUUAAGGAGAUGAAGCGAGGGAAAGAGUUCCAUGUGAUCUUUGAUUGUGGCCAUGAGAUGGCUGCCACUAUUCUCAAACAGGCUCUUGCUAUGGGGAUGAUGACAGAGUACUACCACUACAUUUUUACUACAUUGGACCUCUUCGCGUUGGACGUGGAGCCGUAUCGCUACAGCGGGGUGAACAUGUCAGGCUUCCGUAUUUUAAACACAGAAAACAGCCAAGUAUCUUCCAUCAUAGAAAAGUGGUCCAUGGAGCGCCUACAAGCACCUCCCAAACCUGAUUCUGGCUUAUUAGACGGCUUUAUGACGACGGAUGCAGCACUGAUGUACGAUGCAGUGCAUGUAGUGGCCGUAGCAGUGCAGCAAUCUCCUCAGAUCACAGUCAGCUCUCUCCAGUGUAACCGGCACAAACCUUGGCGCUUUGGUAACCGCUUCAUGACGCUCAUCAAAGAGGCCCACUGGGAUGGCUUGACCGGACGGAUAAAUUUCAACAAAACCAAUGGCUUAAGGACAGAUUUCGAUCUGGAUGUGAUCAGCCUGAAGGAGGAAGGACUAGAGAAGAUUGGAACAUGGGACCCUGUAAGUGGCCUGAACAUGACUGAAAAUCAGAAGGGAAAGAUGGCGAAUAUCACAGACUCACUCACCAACAGGACCCUAUAUGUGUCUACAAUACUGGAGGAGCCAUAUGUGAUGUUCAAGAAGUCAGACAAGCCUCUGCAUGGUAACGAUCGUUUCGAGGGAUACUGCAUUGACCUGCUGCGGGAGCUCGCCAACAUCCUGGGCUUCAUCUAUGAGGUGCGGCUGGUAGAGGACGGGAAGUAUGGCGCGCAGGAGGAGAGCACAGGCCAGUGGAAUGGCCUGGUGCGUGAGCUCAUAGACCAUAAAGCUGAUCUUGCAGUGGCUCCCCUAGCCAUCACCUACGUGAGGGAGAAAGUCAUCGAUUUCUCCAAGCCAUUCAUGACACUGGGGAUAAGUAUUCUGUAUCGCAAGCCCAACGGUACCAACCCAGGGGUGUUCUCCUUCCUCAACCCUCUCUCCCCCGACAUCUGGAUGUAUAUUCUGCUGGCUUACUUGGGUGUCAGUUGUGUGCUGUUUGUCAUAGCCAGGUUUAGCCCCUACGAAUGGUAUAAUCCCCACCCAUGCAACCCUGACUCGGACGUGGUGGAAAACAAUUUCACCCUGCUAAAUAGUUUCUGGUUCGGAGUUGGAGCUCUCAUGCAGCAAGGAUCUGAGCUCAUGCCCAAAGCCCUUUCUACCAGAAUAGUAGGAGGUAUCUGGUGGUUUUUCACCCUCAUCAUCAUCUCCUCCUACACGGCUAAUUUGGCCGCUUUCCUCACAGUAGAACGGAUGGAGUCUCCCAUCGAUUCAGCUGACGACCUGGCCAAACAGACUAAAAUCGAGUAUGGUGUGGUGGAGGAUGGCUCCACAAUGACCUUCUUUAAAAAAACAAAGAUCUCCACAUACGACAAGAUGUGGGAGUUCAUGAGCAGUCGCAGGCAUUCAGUCAUGGUGAAGAGUGUGGAGGAGGGUAUUCAACGGGUGCUUACCUCCGAUUAUGCCUUCCUCAUGGAGUCCACCACAAUCGAAUACGUCACUCAGCGCAACUGCAAUCUCACACAGAUAGGCGGCCUGAUCGACUCCAAAUCCUACGGUGUUGGUACUCCUAUGGGCUCUCCAUACAGAGAUAAGAUCACCAUAGCAAUCUUGCAACUUCAGGAAGAAGGGAAGCUGCACAUGAUGAAGGAGAAAUGGUGGAGGGGGAACGGCUGCCCAGAGGAAGAGAGUAAAGAGGCCAGCGCCCUAGGAGUACAGAACAUAGGAGGCAUCUUCAUUGUUCUGGCCGCUGGACUUGUUCUUUCUGUGUUUGUGGCAGUUGGGGAGUUCCUCUAUAAGUCUAAACAAAACGCACAACUCGAAAAGACUUUGCCAGCUAGAGAGCCAGGAACUCUCCUUGAUGUAUAUCUCUGAAGCCAGAAGGGAUUUGGUUCAUAUGCUCAGAUGGACACCAUGCUUUUCAUCUUGUCUCUCCUCUACAGCCCUGUCUCACAUGCCCCAUUUCACCUCAUAUUUCUCUUUUGGUUUAUUUAGGGCAUGGGUUAAAUUGUUCACAUAUUUAAAACUAAAUUUAGAAUCAAGUAGUUUAAAUAUUUGGGAAAAUUUUUGUUUUUCACAAAAUGUAUACACCAAUGUGAUUUUUUCCCCCACAUUUAAUUCUUACAGUGGUGUCUGCUGAUUUCACUUUUAUCAUUUGUAUUUGUUUACAGGAAAAGAAAUAUGUUAUGCAUAAUAUACAUAACUGCAGCAUUUGCAAACAAAUUCUGUAAAUUACCAAAUUACUUUAAAAAACCAAAUGGACCUAUUUUACUAGAGAAGGUUUUGGCACAGAUUUGAGGAUUGCAUAAUGACAUAAUGCACAUUGACCUCUGCUCAGCUUAUCAAAUAUCUUCAUUUGACUUGGUAACUAUUUAAAAUUAUAUAUAUAAAAAAACAUGACCACAUCCUCAGAUUUUUUUUGUUGUACUCGGGUGAGAGCUUCCACUAUCCCUGUGAGUUGUACCUGUGAGUUGUAAGUCUCAUAUAGCCCCAAUUAGCCCCUCUCAACAGGGCUCUGGCUUUAAGAGCCAUCUCAUCGAUCUCUUCCAGUUGUAUUGUUUGUUCAAGCCACCAUAUUGAUGUUUUAGUGCAUCAUGUUGUGAGGUGUUAUUCUGCAGGCAAGUCCUUAGGUUGACUUAAAAGGAGAUCUUUGCACAAAAGUGAACCACUUGCACUCAGCACUGGCAAAUAACCAGCUUUUACAAAGCAACUUCAGUGAGUUGAAUAAAAUAAACAUGAUGUAAAAAUGUAUUAUCUAUAACAUUUUGGUUAUUCCUAUUCCAUUACUAGUGCAUUUUAUUUAAAGAUACGGUGCUAGUUGACAUCAGUCUUGAAAAUGGCCUUGUGGGACUUCAUUCCCACUUAGUCAAAACCCAUAUUUGUGGCCCAAACGAGCAAAAUUAGCUGCGCUCUCAGGGUGACACUAGGCAAUUAUGGGUGUCUGUGAGCUUAUGCAUAUGGAAGUAGGUGGAUCGUGUUUUCCUUUGAUUGUGCUUCACCACCCCCUGAUGUUGCAUGAGUAGCAGUUUGAAAAGAUACAGUCAAAGGAAGCAUGUUUUUACCUUUUGCUCUCCUGGGUUGGUAGCUAUUGUGUUACAGUACUGUAUAUGUGAUAUCUGCCUGAUGGAUGGGAAUUGGCAAUAACUAUAUGUUCAAAAAACAAAAAAAAAAGAAAUCAGCUAGAGAGCCAGAAGUGGUGCUGUUAUAUUGAUUUGACCUACUACACAUGUCAAGCUAUUAAGUUUCCACUUUCCAUGACUCAUUAAUUUAUUUCACACUGGCCGGGAUGCUUUAGGUGAGCUAGAGCUGGGAACAUCUGUAGUCCAACUAGGGACUGUGGAGGCCAAUCAUGACCAUUGUAUUUAUACUCAUUCCCAUGGUAGGACCUCUGGUCAAAAUUCACACACUCAAUUCAUAUACAGUACUAUGGGCAAUCUGGUAAUUCGAAUUAGCCUAAUGUGCAUGCCUUUGGACUAUGGGAGGAAACCAGAGUACUUGAAAGAAACCUACCAAGGACGGGGGAAACAUGCAAACUCCAUGCUACAUGCACUCGAGGUGGGAAUCAAAUCCUUGACCCUGGAAGGCAACAGUGCUAAACACAAGGCCACCAUGCUGCCUCUAAAUAUGUCAACAUAUAUGUUAUGUCAAAUUAUUAUUAAUGUGGUGUCCGCUGCAUAGCUUUAAGAAGUUUAUUAACUCAAGAAUAUAAGCUUAGUGUGCACAAUGCCACUUUCCUUGUGUAGAGUGUAAAAGGGACACUUAAUCUACAGAUGGUGUUUAAACAUGGGGGCAUGAAAACAGGAAAAGAGGCAGCUGGAGUUGCUCUUUAGUGAACAAGGCAAUAUGGGCCUGGCAGCAGCUUUUGAAAGCAGAACAUGAUGUAGGAGUUGUAUACUCCCUAAAAACAUGUUCCUUUAAACAUGGAACAUGGAACAAACCAUGCUAAAUGUAGUAAGAGUGAUGGUGAGAGCCUUACAAAGAUAAAAUAUUUUAAAUAUACAUAAAUAUAAAAUAACAAAGAGCAAGCCACAAUUUUUUUUAUAUAAAAUAUCAUACAUAAAAUCAUAAAAUAUAUUUUUAAGUUGAAAAAAAGGGUAGAAGUCAAAACAACAACAUUGCACCUUAAUUUAUACAUAAAAGAAAGUAUUGAUGUUAUUUCUGUCUGUAUGACUAGGUUUUUUUUUUUGUUUGUUUGCUUUUUUU